GCGAGGCGGCACAUGCGCCCUGGCGGCUCCUGGGGCGGGGAGGAGGCGCGGGGAGGAGCGGCGGCACUUCCCCUGUUUUAGCUGCGAGACAGCGGGCGCAGGAGAAGCCGGGCGGCCGCCGGGGACCGCCGGAGGGGGGUGGGGGGAGUGCCACUGUCGCUGCGGCCGCCGCUCCCUGCUCCUCCUCCUCCUCCGCGGAGCGCCCUCCACCCCGCCCUCUCCCCGCCCGGGACCGAGUCUGGUGGCCACAAAAUGGCGGACGGGGAGCUGAACGUGGACAGCCUCAUCACCCGGCUGCUGGAAGUACGAGGAUGUCGUCCUGGGAAGAUCGUUCAGAUGACAGAAGCAGAAGUUCGGGGCUUGUGCAUAAAAUCACGAGAAAUAUUUCUUAGCCAGCCUAUUCUCUUGGAGCUAGAGGCACCUCUGAAAAUUUGUGGUGAUAUUCAUGGUCAGUAUACAGACUUACUUCGAUUAUUUGAAUAUGGAGGAUUCCCACCAGAAGCUAAUUAUCUUUUCCUUGGAGAUUACGUAGACAGAGGCAAACAGUCUCUGGAAACAAUUUGCCUAUUACUGGCAUAUAAAAUCAAGUAUCCAGAAAACUUCUUUCUCCUCAGAGGAAAUCACGAGUGUGCUAGCAUCAAUCGGAUCUAUGGAUUUUAUGAUGAAUGCAAGCGGAGGUUUAACAUCAAGCUGUGGAAGACCUUCACAGACUGUUUUAACUGUCUGCCUAUUGCAGCCAUUGUGGAUGAGAAGAUCUUCUGUUGUCAUGGAGGUAAGCUGAUGGCUGCUUUUAAAACUGUGUCUACACUGAUCCUUGG
Messenger RNA from Lepidothrix coronata (blue-crowned manakin), 818 nucleotides. RefSeq names its product protein phosphatase 1 catalytic subunit beta (gene PPP1CB). NCBI's taxonomy places the organism in Eukaryota, Metazoa, Chordata, Aves, Passeriformes, Pipridae. Gene Ontology annotation, cellular component: cytoplasm; nucleus. Gene Ontology annotation, molecular function: protein serine/threonine phosphatase activity. The annotation marks the transcript as partial. Gene Ontology annotation, biological process: regulation of circadian rhythm; circadian regulation of gene expression. The record is from RefSeq and is a predicted model, not a curated record. The transcript is spliced from 4 exons.